AUGGGUUUGACGAUCUCUUCAUUGUUCAAUCGCCUCUUUGGAAAGAAACAAGUUCGCAUUCUGAUGGUAGGUCUUGAUGCUGCUGGUAAGACUACUAUUCUAUACAAAUUGAAACUUGGAGAAAUUGUCACUACAAUUCCAACCAUAGGAUUCAAUGUUGAAACAGUCGAAUACAAGAACAUCUCCUUCACAGUUUGGGAUGUAGGAGGUCAAGACAAAAUUCGUCCUCUCUGGAGACAUUAUUUCCAAAAUACCCAAGGAUUAAUCUUUGUGGUUGAUUCUAAUGAUAGAGAGCGUAUCGAAGAGUCUCGUGAAGAACUUCAUAAAAUGUUGAAUGAAGAUGAACUUAGAGAUGCUACUCUCCUAGUUUUUGCUAACAAGCAGGAUCUUCCAAAUGCUAUGAAUGCUGCGGAAUUAACCGACAAGCUUGGUCUGCAUAAUCUUCGCUCUCGACAGUGGUACAUCCAAGCUACUUGUGCUACUCAGGGACAUGGAUUGUACGAAGGUUUGGAUUGGUUGUCCACUCAACUCUCUAAAGCUUAA
Auanema sp. JU1783 is the source of this 543-nucleotide messenger RNA. The record is from the annotation of a GenBank genome assembly. NCBI's taxonomy places the organism in Eukaryota, Metazoa, Nematoda, Chromadorea, Rhabditida, Rhabditidae.